This is a messenger RNA of Parnassius apollo (apollo), 390 nucleotides long. The record is from the annotation of a GenBank genome assembly. Lineage: Eukaryota; Metazoa; Arthropoda; Insecta; Lepidoptera; Papilionidae.
AUGACACUCGGAGCGAGGAUUCAACAAAGGAUCGGCGUGUCGGGUGCGACAGGAAGCCGCGACAUGGCGAGUCUAACUCACCGCAGGUCGAGGAAACGCGCAGCCUUUGUUCUCCUUUCACAGGACAUUUCGUUCGUCGGACGGUCUACAGAAAUGACACUUCACCGAGGCGCUGGCAGCAUGCUCGCGCGCGUGCGUCCGCACUGCGGACACUACCAUCAGUGGCGAGCGAACGCGCACACUGAGCGUGGUGCGGCGCGGCGACGUGCGAGCUACACAGCUACCUGCCCGUUUCCGCGGCGAGGUGAAGCGGAGGUGCGCAUCGCGGUUCGCGGCGCACGCGCAGGUACGCGCCCGCGGCCCGCGCACCUUGUCGGAGGGGUGGGGUGA